AUGGCUACUGUCGUGGACGGGGUCCAUGUGGCUCUUCCGCCACCCGAAGGCUAUCACAUUGAUUUCGAGAAUCCUCAACGAAACGGCGAGACUGCAGCAUACUGUUUGUUCGUUAUUGGCGACUUCAUUUGCCUUUUGUUCAUGUUGCAAAGGCUCUAUGUUAGAGCGGUCAUCCACAGAAUGGUCUACCUGGAAGAUGGCUUUCUACUUGUCGCCUAUAUUUUCUCACUCGUUUGGCAAUCCUUCACCAUCAGUCACUUUAUUCGGGGCACAGCCGGCGUUCACGGCUGGGAAAUCCCUUUCUCCAACUUCGUUCUCUUCCUGCAAGCCGCAUAUCUCCUUGCGAUUCUCUACAACCCCGUCCAAUUCGGCACUAAAAUGGCGCUUUUACUUGUCUACCGGAGACUGACGCCAAGCUAUUGGUUCCAAGUCACAGUUUGGAUCACUGGUUUUGCGGUCAUCGGAUCCUCAGUCGCAACGAUAUUCGCUACUAUCUUCCCUUGUAAACCAGUAAGGGCGGCAUGGGACCUCUCUAUCACGGAUGGAAAAUGCAUCGACAGAAAUGCCGUGUACAAGGCCAAUGCUGCCUCGAGUGCCAUAACAGAUGUUAUGGUGCUCGCUGUUUCGAUCCCGGUGGUAAUACCGCUUCAAAUGCAACUAAAACAAAAAGUCGGAGUGAUAUGCUUCUUUGGCCUUGGUGGAGUAACUGUUUUUACUUCCAUCAUGAGGCUAGUAAUGCUUAAUCAGACGAUGACCAAUCCAGACCAGUCAUGGGCUGGUGUUCCCGUCUUACUUUGGGUG
Messenger RNA from Ilyonectria robusta, 801 nucleotides. RefSeq lists its product as uncharacterized. The transcript has 5 exons. The record is from RefSeq and is a predicted model, not a curated record. The annotation marks the transcript as partial. NCBI's taxonomy places the organism in Eukaryota, Fungi, Ascomycota, Sordariomycetes, Hypocreales, Nectriaceae.